Necator americanus (New World hookworm) is the source of this 873-nucleotide messenger RNA. RefSeq lists its product as uncharacterized. The record is from RefSeq and is a predicted model, not a curated record. NCBI's taxonomy places the organism in Eukaryota, Metazoa, Nematoda, Chromadorea, Rhabditida, Ancylostomatidae. The coding region runs from base 1 to 873 and encodes 290 amino acids. The transcript is spliced from 9 exons.
AUGAGCUCUUUAAAUUUGAGUUCGAAGAGUAGUAGUGAGCUUUCGCUGUCACCUCCAAGCUAUUCGGUGCAGGAAGAUCCUAGCAGCGGAGAUUUGCGAAGUCGAAUGCAACAGAUUUGGCCAGAUAGGCCGAGCUUUGGACGAUACUCACUUGAGUACGAAUACAUGGAUCGUAAGAAAAAAAGAUUGCAAAACGUGAGAAAAAUAUAUGGAAGCAAAAAAAGUAGCGAAAACGAUCUGAUGCUGGGACGUGCAGCAGCAGGAGGAAGUAGCACUCGAGCAGCAACGUUCAGCGCGUCGGAUAUGAUCCUGCCUUGUCGAGAUGAGAAAACGACUUCAGCAAAUUCGUCGGAAGACCUUGUAAGAACCUCACUACUGUUCUCUUCAACGAGUGGUCUAAGACAAAAGGAUUCGCAACAAAGAACAGCUACAGACGACCUCUUAACUCUAGGAGGAAUUUUGCACACAAAGUCGCCAACACUCGUUCCAUCCGACAUACUUCGCUCGAGUUGUUCUAUUCUAAGCGAAGAGACCCCGAAGUGUUCCAAUUAUUCAUCUUUUCCCUUUACGCCUACUGACGAUGUGGAUGAGGUCGACACUGCAUACCGUUUUGCAGGAUAUUGCACCGACGAGGAGGCAUAUGCCCUGUUGAAGAAGUACCCAUUCAUCGUGUUCAGAAGGAAAUCAGCUGGAAACGAUGUGAAAAUUGGAAUGCAAGUGGGAGACGAGGGUAAGCUAUAUGACGUGGACAUUUUGAACAUUCAAGGAGGUGAAAUGUUAUGGCGUAUUCGUGGAACGACAUUUUCCUUGGGCUUCCGAUCUUUGGGCGAAAUGGCUCGAUUCUACCGACGUUUUCCUUCAACAAUAGAUUGA